CGGCGCGGAGCAUAUAUAAGACAAUCGGCGACGUACAGCAGCCAGAAUCCUUCGUCCAGCUGACACAAUGAACGCCAAGGUACUGUUCCUCCUGGCCGUGCUGGCCGCCGCCGUUGCUGACAAGCCCCCGACUAGCUACGGCAUUCCGGACUCCCGCUCCCACGAGGACUCGUUCGAGGAUGCCAAGUACGAGUUCGAGUGGUCCGUGAAGGACGACUCCUCCGGCAACGACUUCGGCCAACAGGAGGCCCGUGACGGAGACAACACCCAGGGGUCGUACUACGUGCAGCUGCCCGACGGCCGCCUGCAGAAGGUGCAGUACUCCGUGGACGGCGACUCCGGCUACCAGGCCGAGGUCAACUACGAGGGCGAGGCCCGCUACCCCGACUCUCGUUCCCGCGAGUCCCUGUCCCGCGAGUCCCAGUCCCGCGAGUCUUACCGCCCCCCCAGGCCCACCUACUCCGCCCCCUGAGCUACAACACUCCUCAACGCUGACCCAGAAACGACGUGACGGGCUUACGUUUGCUCUAAUUUAUUGAUAGUAUGUUAUUUAAUAAAUAAUAAAACGAGAACUUGU
Eriocheir sinensis (Chinese mitten crab) is the source of this 577-nucleotide messenger RNA. Its product is annotated as pro-resilin-like. Gene Ontology annotation, cellular component: extracellular matrix. Lineage: Eukaryota; Metazoa; Arthropoda; Malacostraca; Decapoda; Varunidae. The transcript has 3 exons. The record is from RefSeq and is a predicted model, not a curated record. The coding region runs from base 68 to 472 and encodes 134 amino acids.